Hyaloscypha bicolor E is the source of this 2627-nucleotide messenger RNA. RefSeq lists its product as uncharacterized. The transcript is spliced from 2 exons. The record is from RefSeq and is a predicted model, not a curated record. Gene Ontology annotation, molecular function: protein binding. Bases 224 to 2464 code for a protein of 746 amino acids. Lineage: Eukaryota; Fungi; Ascomycota; Leotiomycetes; Helotiales; Hyaloscyphaceae.
GCCUCAUCAUCAGCCUCAAUACCACACAACAACCUCACCAGCUCCAGCUGAAUGCGCUUGUCUCCCGUUGGCUCUGCAUCAUACCUAGGUAAAUACAAGUUCGUAGCCAUCACCACGUACAGGUGGGAGUUCGACUUUGCCAGCCCCAGAAUGGAUCCUCUGUCCAUCACAGUUGCGGCUCUCAGCCUCGUGACAGGCAUCAAAACCCUCCUCGUCUCAAUCCAUGACUUUACCAGCAAGUUUCGAGACGCACAAAGCGACCUCAACUUGGUCAAAAAUGAGCUGGAAUCGAUUCAAUAUGCUCUCAAGUUUUUUGACGGAUAAAACCCACUUGGUCCCGAAUGAGCUCACAGAGCAGUUUUCGGGAAUAAUUACUCAGACACGAGAUAUCGUUGGUCAGAUCUCAACGUCGAUUGUUGAGCAGAGCACAGCAAGGAUAUCGCGUCGUCUUCGGUGGGUUGUAAGUGGUCGGGAAGAUAUAGAAAAUUUGCGGUCUAGCCUCGAAGCUCACACAACGGCGUUGAAUCUCGCGGUAGAUUGUCUUGCAUUAUGCAACACGGCUGCUAUUCAAUCAGCGACUACCGCCAUACGACAGGAGGACAUUCCUCGGAUUCUGCGUGAAAUCACCCGACUUCGUAUAACUGUCGAGCAUAGUCCAAAUAUUAUCUUACAAAGGUACAUGGCAGAUGUAUCUGAGUAUGCAGAAUCAGUAGUCGGAGAAGAAUCCAUUGCUGGUGAUUACACAAGCCGUGGAGCGGCGGCCGUCUUUAAGGGCGAGUUGGAUAUGAUCGAUGAUAGCUACGAGGGAGGACCUUUCCCAAAGUCACUGACGCAAUCCUCUGGGUCUGACAGCUUCAGUAACCACCCAAGCAACAUUCGUUCUAGUGUCUCUGCAAUUCGUGUGGAAGACAGGGAUUCAGCAAGUAUGGUGAUGCCAGACUUAGUUCCCCUGGGCGUGCUCAACUCAGAUCCUGUAGUCACUCCGACUUCACAUCGUGAAAUUGAGAGCUUGAAAUCCUUUUCCGCGACGAAAGGCUCACAAUCUUUUGAAACGGAACGGCCACCUUCUGAGGUAGUUGCUGAAAUCAUCAAGUGUGACAGAACCUUUUCCCCAGACAAAUCACUUAUCGAAAGCGCCGAGAUCCAACGACGAUUUCUGAGGGAAGAGGACCGCCUUGCGCUAGACGAAAGUCUUUGGAGAAUUGCUUAUGACCCUGGCUCCCAGAAAAGAUCGGUUGAGCUCAGAGCUUGUUUGGCCGCUGGAGCUGAUCCUAAAAGUGAUAAGGAGGUCGAUUGUCCUGGCCUUCUCAACACGCGAGGCCUCGUAUGGAGAAUGGUGUACGUUGAAGACAAUGAGUCUUUGAAAAGUGCUCUAUUGUUCGGCGCUGAUCACUCCCUUACUGCCAGCACAGCAGAAAGAACCUCUAUAUCUCCCUUGUACUAUGCGGCAACUCACUUCAAUCACGAAGCUGUAGAAUUACUGCUCCAUUCGGGAGCAGACCCUCGCAAACAUGGUUCUUUUCUGGAUAUUGCAUUCGCAGCAUUUCGAGAUCUGAAAGUUCCAAUACUUGAGAGUCAAGUUCGACUGCUAGAUUUGCUUGAUGUCAUUAUGGCCCGUCACCAAAUCUUUGAUCGUCCUCUCUCUGCCAAGCUUCUCAGGGCAGCGAUCAAAUCUGCUGCCACUCCAGAUAGCUUUUACGGGCUGGACGUGAUCAACUUCCUUCUCCAAGAAGGAAUUUUUUAUCCCGACAUUCUUCGAGAUGUCUUGCAGCACUUCCAGCUCGAAUAUAUUACCUUAGAUCUCAUGGGAUGCAUUCUUGAGAAAGCUAAGCUCUACAACAGCCUCCAUGAGGUCUCUAUGAACCUACCAUGCGCCCAACAACAAUGUCGAAACACAACCCCAAUGUCGAUGGACGAUCUUAAAGUUCUUCAAUUCUUGCUCCAAAAAGGCGUUACAUUCGCUGACUAUGACAAUCUAAUCUACUCCAUACUUUUUGCAAUCUAUUCCUCCAAUAUCGAGUACCCUGAUGGAUUCGACCAGGACGCGAGAUGGUUCUGGGGGGUGAGAAUUAUAAAAGAACCACGUUCCCAAGUCAACACCAAGCCACGCGCUCUCCUCGUGUUAGUGAUCCUCAAGCUCAUCGCCCAACAAGGUGGUAGAUUCGAUGUGCUCAAGAAGAGAAAGUGGAAAAAUAUGGCCGGGUUAAAUGGAGACACACAAACACCACGUUCAGGUUCCGAGAGAGAUUUUUUGAGUUUCAUAACUUGGCGACAUGCGAAUAAUAUGGGAUUUGAUUCGGGAAACGGCGUGAGGCAUCGCAAAAUUGAGAAACAGGUAUUAGAAAUGGCGCUUGAAAAGCCGUCGAAGAUCAAAAAUGGACUGAUCAAGAGCGAGAAGUUUGCAGCGGAUGCUCUUGCAGCUUUUCUUGUAGUCCCAACUGCUUCGAAGCUGAAAUAUAAGUAAAAAUGUGAUUUAAGGGGCUAAUAUCGCGUGGGUUAAUUACUGUUAGUGCAUUGCCUCUACGCAUCGCCUCUACGCAUCGCCUCUAGGCGCAUUGCCCUUAAGAGGCAAUACACGUGACACUGCGAAAUUUAGGGAAUAGCUAGUCCCAAUUAGGCUUAAUUAG